Messenger RNA from Diaporthe batatas, 6093 nucleotides. RefSeq lists its product as uncharacterized. The transcript is spliced from 2 exons. NCBI's taxonomy places the organism in Eukaryota, Fungi, Ascomycota, Sordariomycetes, Diaporthales, Diaporthaceae. The record is from RefSeq and is a predicted model, not a curated record. Bases 2186 to 3229 code for a protein of 347 amino acids.
UGCUCGUCCAGCGACUGCAACCACAAAUGCUCCUGCCGUGAGGCUGUUGAUGUCCAUCUCGUGCGCCACGUUUCAAGAGUACCUAGGUACUUACACAUGUCUCCUUCUGGCAGCGAGCGUCGAGAGUGCUGCCACCGACGAGGGUGCCGCCGUCACAGUACAAGCAGUGCAAGCAGUGCAAGCAGUGCAAGCAGUGCGGUGCGGUGCGUGCAUGCAUGCAAUGCAAUGCAAUGCAAUGCAACCCUGGGGCUCCCACAGGCUCAUUUCCUCUGAUUGCCUUGUCGCGAUACGCCGGCACGCCGCUGAGAUCAAGAUGCGGCCCCCGAGGCUGUUGUUUGAGCACGACCCUGGUCCCCCCGCCAAACAUUGUUUCUACAGGCCGCACGGGCCCCCUCCCCCAUCUGCCCUGCCGUCCCGUCAUCCCACCUCGCCAAAUAUCGCCAAUUAGCCGCGCUCCGACCAGGGAGAUACGGGGUACGGGGUAGAUGGAGCCACGCACCUCGGCGGCACAUCACAGUGCCGUGCGGCUGUGUGGCGCUUCCGGCUCACCACCUCCCUCCCUCCACCAUCUAUUCUGCGUCUAAUUCCAUGCUGCCCGUCAACUCUUCCUUCCUCCUCGCCGUUGCUAUUUUUGACUGGCCCCUGUCCCCCUGUCCCCUGCUCCCGUUCGUGGACCAUACCCCAUCUCCCAUCUCCAAUCUCCCAUCGUCCAUCGUCUGUCAUCCAUCGUCCAUCGUCCAUCGUCCACGCCCCCCUCUGCCCUCCCAACCACACCCCCCACCCCGGCAACGGACCGAUCUGAUUACCCAUCAUCCUCUGCAUGCUGCAUGGUGCAUGGUGCACGGGCAUGUCGUCUGCUGUGGGCUGUGGUCACGGUGCCGCUGCCGCUGCCGCUGCCGGUGCCGCUGCGAGCUCGGUACGUAAUAACAGCAAGCCAUGGCUUUUCCCACGUCGAAUCAGACGGGCCUGGCGGGGCCCAGCGAGCGGGUCCCAACGAUCCUCCUCCACACCAAGGAUCUAUCUACUUUCGGCUCUGCUCCCUUCCUGAUCUAUUCCCAUCCUGUCCUGCUCGACCUGGUUCCGGUGCUCCAUGUCUCGGCCGCCCACACGGCUGCUGCCCGUCUCGUCUGUCUAUGCGCUCGGGCUGCGGCUACGCCUGCGUGGGUAUCCACCGUGGUCUGCUGAAUAGCCGCCCUCCCCUCCCCCAACGGCCCCACACAACCUUGGCCCGUCGUAGCCGCCCAACUUCAGACAGACGCCAUUGCGAAAUCUGCCAGCCAAUAUCAGCGGCCCGUUGUUGUGCAUCCCAUCAAGCAGACACACGAUCCAGGUUUCAUACCCGCAGCUGCCGUCAACCUACCCUGGUUUCAGAUCCGAUCUCCAGUCCAUCAGCCUCUCCCUCCAUGCUGUGUACCGGGGGGGGGGGCAGCAGGGGAGGAGGGAAAGGGCCUUCCCCCUCUCUCGCCUGCCUGCCUGUCUGUCGAGGUCGACGUGGGAGCAUGGGCAAGGCAAUGGCAGGGCAAUGGCAGGGCAAGGGCAAGGGUGCUGCUGUGGACAGAGUGGGUGGGCGGUACGUACCUGGCCCAUGUACUACCGUCGAGGAUCCACUCCACAGAUCGGAUCCUCCUCCUCCAUCAUCUUAUCUGGUCAUCUUUUGUUGCCAUUCCUGUACGGCGCCGUCCAGCGCUGUACCGUGCCGCACCUGCCCUCUCCCCCCCCCCCCCAGGCGCGCAAAUCCUCGCCAUGUAUUUUUAUAAGUAACAGGAGCCGCCUGCAUCACCAUCAGCCCGUGUCUCUUAUUCCAGUCUUCCAGUUCCAGCUUCUUCUAUCCUACAGCCUCCUCGCAUCUCGCCUCCUCUCCUCCUCGUUUCCUUUUUCCUUUUUCCUUUCUCUCUUGUUUCCUUUUCUCUUUCCUAUUUUCCUAUUUUCCUAGCCCCUCGCCCGUCCAAAACAAGACCUCGCGCUCAUUCGCUGCUGGCCUGUCCUUCGUUUGACACGAACCCCUCCAGAGUUUGGCCCAUAUUCAGACGAGCCGGUCCCGCCAGAAACAGAAGCCACGCCUCCCGUCCCCGACUAAUUCCUCGUCGCCGUGCCGCCGCGCCCCCCUCGAGGUCGACCUAGCUUUUCGAGGCCAGCAGACGCCCGCCGUUGUUGAGUGAGCCUCCACCAGCGGCCAGACACACAAAUGCCAUCACUCAUACCGACCCACAACAUGGCCUUCUACAACACCCGGUCCACCUCGCAGGUGCCGACCACCAUGGACUACUACGGCAGCAUGACGACCACGGCAGCCCAGCCCAUGUCCAUGUCCACCUCCAUGCCCGGCGCCGCAUACGACCCUUAUGCCGUCGCCCCCCUCACCAUGCAGCCGCCAGCCCACGCCGGCCACCACCACAGCCACUCCACCGCGUCCUACCUCUCCACAGACCCGCACCACCGCGUCCCCACCUCCUCUCUCCCCACACAGCACCGCGCCUCAUCCGGCGCCUGGAAUGCCGCCGACGACCAGACCCUCCUGGGAGCCCGCGCAAGUGGUCAGAACUGGGCACAGAUCCAGCAGAACUACUUCCCCUCCAAGACACCCAACGCCUGCCGGAAGCGGCACGAGCGCCUCAUGGAACGCAAGGGCGCCGAUGACUGGGACACGCGCAAGCUGGAGAAGAUGGCCAAGGAGUACAUGGCCCUGCGCAAGGAGAUCUGGGCCCCGCUGGCGCUCAAGACCGGCGAGAAGUGGAAUGUCGUUGAGCAAAAGUGCAUGUCCAACGGUCUGAAGAACCUCCAGGGCGCGGCCCGGGCAGCCGCGCGCCGCGAGCGCCUCGAGGCCGGCCUCCCUCCCACAGACCCCUACAACGACGACAGCGGCAUCUCGGGUAUCGACCUCACCGAGGUCGACGACUUGGACGGCGAUGCCGGCUACGGCGGUGUCCCCAGCCCGGACCGGUCCACGACAUCCUCGGGCGGCGCCGGUGGAAGCAGCACCGCAUCCCAGUCCUACUCCACUGCACCCUCAACAUAUGGUCACCCUCAGGCCUAUCCCGGAUACCCGACGAUGGGGGGGCACGGGUACGCAAACAGUGUGAGCAGCUCUGGCGGGACCGCAUAUGGGCACCACAACGGCGCACAGGGACACCACAGCCAGAGUGCGAGCCCAUAUAUGGAGGCCAUGCACAGGAUGCCGAGCGUGGACAUGGGCAUCGACUCCAUCAUCAACCGUCCAGGGGUCCAAUAGCAGCAUGCGCCCAGUCCGUACUAGGCAGUGGCCUCUUCCGCCCACCUCCAUCCGUGUCCACUACCACCUGCCCGCCUCCUCCUUAGCCUACCCUGCCUUGUCCGACCCCACAAGGUCUUGUUUCCCUUGGCCAGUUUGGCCCUUGGGUUCAGAUCACACAAUCGCUAAUUGUCUUUUGCCGUUAUGGGAUUUUCUUUUGUCUUCUGAUCAAACAAAUCAUCAUCAUCGUCGUCGACGUCGUCGUCGUCGUCGUCGUCGUCAUCAUCAUCGUUAUUAUCAUUACUGCCUUCAUCUGGGGAAGGGCGGGAGGUUUUGCUCCACCGGCGUUCAAACAGGACUCAGCGGCGUCAAGGAGCGAUUCAAAAGGAUUGACGGCAGAUUUUUUUUUCCUCUCGCCGUUGGGUUAUUCUUUGCUUUCUAUGGAAUUUUUAUAGAGUCAUUGGGAUCCUGGAACGAAAACGGAAUGACGAAACAGGACACCCAAACUCAAUGCCAUACCGAAACGGCGGAUGAACGGCCGGCGGUACAGCUAGAGAGAGGCGGCGACCUUGGAUGAACUUGAUGCUUCGCGGUUUAAUGUCAUUCCUGUCCUGCUUGCUUUACUAAAUCACUUUAUUGUAUACUAGAAGACAUCAUGAUCUUAGAUACCACGGUGGAACGGCCCGGGACUGGCGCAACACUUGUUGGAAAGGAUGAUAGGAUAGCUGGACAGAUACUUCAAAUCACUUUAUCGUCCGCUCCGCGUUUUUUUUUUUUAAAAAAAAAAAGAAAGAAAGAGGAACUCUUCCUCAAAUACAAGGCCUCUCUGUGGUGCCCGAUAGCUUGUCCGCCAUCGUAAUAUAGUACCAGCCUCCUGCAGGGUCCUGUACGCCUUUUGAGCGACGGAUGGAGCUAGAAGUGGUAACAUACAACCGUGCAACCUACGCUUAGCCUUUCGGCGUCUAAGUCAGGCCUCAUCGGGUGUCAUGAGAUUGUGCUUUUGUGUUUGAAGUGCUUUCGUGCGUGUGCAUUUGCGCCUGCUUCUAUGCCGGCCGCCCCAACAAUGGUGCUUCGAGGCUGUAGCCAGUGCUUCCUGAGAUGGCCAGCUCAUGUUUCCUAUAAUACAACCGGGUAUCUCUCUCUCUUUCUCUCUCUCACGGGCUCCCGUCCCCUACGCGUGGGCUCCUCGGAGGUAUCCUCGCUGGGGGUUGGGCAGAGGGGACGUCGAGCUCGUCGUCAAUGUCCUCCCAUUCGUCUUGGUCGACAGGUUCGCCCACGAUGCUGGCCCACACCCUCUGCCACAUGCCCUUCUUCUGUAGAAGGGCAAGGCCCAUGACAGCGGGCAAGUGCCAGACACUGGCCCAAAAGAGCCCCCGGGCACUUCCCUUGUGGCCCUUCAAACGAUGGAAUCUGAGUGCCUCACGGACCAGCCACAGGUUCACCGGCAAGCUCGUCACGGCGAACGUCCACUCGGUGACGCCGUAAGCGCACAGGGCUACACAGAUGGGCAUGAAGACCAGGCUGUACCGCAGCGCAACCCUGCCGUUCCUCGCCGGGUCCAGCCAGCACAGCAUCUUCAGGCCGGCUGCCUUGUACUCGUGACGCACCGCCCAGGAGAGGGCCAUGAAGUGAGGGAAUUGCCAGGCAAACAGGAGCCCGGCAAACAGCCAGCCACCGGCGCUGGAGGUGCCGUCGCCGGUGAACUUGAACAGCAGCUCGCGGAAGGUGCCGUCGGCGGUGGCGCUCUCGCCGGCAGCUGCGGCCCAGCCCAUCAGGGGCGGGAUGCCGCCGACCAGGGCGCCGACCCAGGUGUUGAGCCAGUGAAAGCCCUUCAUGGGUGUGUAGACGCCGGCGUAGAGUGCGAUGUUGGAGGCGCCGAGGAAGGCCACGGUGGGGUUCACGCCCCAGUAGAGGGCGGCUGUCCCGAGGAGCCCACAGCCGGCGGCAAACAGGACAGCAGCCCUGGUGGACAGCAGAUUGCGCACCAGGGGGCGGUUCCGCGUCCGGGACAUCUUGGCGUCGGUGGAUGGCUCGUACAGCAUGUUGAGGGCGUUGGCAGAGGCAGAGCACAGGGUGGUGCCUGUUGUGAGGAAGAGCAGGGUGAGGGGCGACAGGGAAGGGGCGUCGGCGAGGGUGGCGGAGAGGAAGGCGGGCACGGGAUACAGGGCGUAGGGGACCAUGGCUGUUAGGACGACGAGGACGGUCAGGCGCGGUUUGGAGAGGGAGAGCAGGGCGGAGAGCCGGCGCCGCAGCGAGUUGGCAGGCUGGGAGGCGGCGAGGCUGGUGAGGGUGUCGGAGGCAUUCUCUGGGAGAACAUGAUGCGGCGGCGGCGGGCUGGCCCCGGCGGCGGCGGGGGCGGCGGCGGCAGCGGCGGCGGCACGCCUGGCAGCUUGUCUCUGGCGGUGUGGCGGGACCUGUGUGGCCACCGGCUUGGGGCCUGGGUCGUCCUGGUCCGGGAGGGAUGAAGGAGAAGUGGGCUCGGUGCGCAGGAGAACGCCCUUGUGGAAGACAUCGGAGGCGUCGAGCAGCACGUUGGGGCUGAAGUAGCUGGACGUGGUGGUGGCGACAAGACGGCGGCUGGGCUGGCGGAAGAGGCUGGGACUGCGCAGUAUCAGGGGCCGGGUCGGGGAUGAGCAGCAGGCGGAGGACACGAGCUGGGAGGAGGGAGAGAGGCGAGCACCAAGCCCUCGAAGCCCGCCUGCAAGCGCAGGUGGUCGCAUGGUUGCUUUUGCUGUGCAGCGCUCGCCUGGGGCAGCGUCGACUACCUCAUGAUCAGCAGGCCUUUGGUCCUUUCCCCGGGCCGGUCUGCUUGUUGAGGAGGGGUGGGUGCUGUGCUGGAGGCGGAGGCCGGUUGAGGAGCAUCGAUCGGAUGAGGUCUGCCAGAG